UUCUCUGGCAGAAGCGCUUUUGCCGCGGACGAUGUAACGUUACCUUAUUAUUUAACAAUGCGAAACGCGAUGUUUUUAAAUAAAUAACUAACGAGUAAAUUUAAUCGUCUUCUCUUCUAAAAUUGCCAGUGAGUAUCUGUCGGAUUUUUUAACAGAAUAAGAGGACUAUGCCCGGAAACACCUUCUACUGGAAUUCGCCCGAUUUCGAAAGCGACGAGUCACUCCCAAGCAACUUCCCAAAAACAUCAUACGUCGACCCUUGGGAUUUGGAAAACUACGCGUACAUUCGCGAGCAUUUGGACUCGCUCGAGGUGAACUCCGACACGAGCAGCUUUGGAGAACCAGUCGAAGCCAGUUCAUUUUAUUACGCGCCCUUAAAGCAAGAUGCCGCGAAAAAUUUCGAUUCUCUCAUCGACUCGGAAUACGGCACGGCGAAGUACGCCGAAAUUGAGGAGAUCUACGACACGGAUGCCGACAAAAGAGUGUACGGAAUCCCGAGCAUGGGAUUAAACUACGAAGACAGAUUUUUCGGAACGAAAAGCAAAAGAAGCUCGUCGACCACUGCCCACGACCACUUAAACCAACCGAAAAUUCCCGUACGAAGAAGAAUGAGUUACAGCUUCGGAGACCACGGUCGCAGCAGAGAUAACGCACCUCAAUUAGUCUACCAUUCGACGGAUGAUAAACAAAAAUUGAAGAAAUCGCCAAUGUCCGAAGAACGCUUCCAUCCGAACAAUUUUGGCCUAAGCACUUACGGUCACUUGAAGAUCGACUACUCGUUCAGUUGGGAUAAUCUGAACAGAUACAUUUCUAACUAGUCAUAUUCUUCUUUUUUUUUUUAAUUGUACUGUAUUUGGUAUUUCUGCUACAAUGUAGUGGUGAUAAGGAUCUACAUUAUUUAUUAGUAUCUAAUCUAAUAAAUGUAUUAAUAAGUAAA
Molecule: messenger RNA, 937 nt
Organism: Photinus pyralis (common eastern firefly)
Lineage: Eukaryota; Metazoa; Arthropoda; Insecta; Coleoptera; Lampyridae
Exons: 4
Coding region: 168-818 (216 amino acids)
Source: RefSeq, a predicted model, not a curated record